UAGAGCAGCAUUAACACCUCAUCUUAAAAUACAAUGUGUUAACCACAGCUGUCCAGAAGCUGAACACCUCAGUGAUGCUUCUUACUUCAUCACCUACAUCAUUUCUCCUGAGGAUUGUUAGUGAUAAGAGCGUGUGAUGGUGUUGCUAUGGUGAUGUCAAUCAUGUUGGCUCCUCCUCCUCUGAUCUUUCUCCUCAUGAUUCACGGAGUUUAUAGUGCUGAUGAUGGGUGGGGUGUGAAUUACAGCUCUUCAUCCAUCUGUGCACUAAAGGGUUCAACAGUGAUAAUAAACUGCACUUAUAAAUACCCUACUGGAUAUAAGAUCAUGAAGGUGUUCUGGACUAACACUAAUGAAACAGCAAAAGAUGAAGAGUUUCCAGAUCUGUUUAAUGUCUCUGAAUACAGUGAGAGGAUUCAGUAUCUGGGAGAUAAACAACACAACUGCACCAUGAGACUGACUGAUGUAAGACAGACAGAUUCACACAAAUACUAUUUCAGAUUCAUCACUGAUAAACCAAAAUGGGUUGGAAAACCUGGAGUGACUCUUUAUAUCACAGAUCUUCAGGUGGAGUCUUCAGGUGAGAGAGUGACAGAGAGACAUUCAGUGACUCUUACAUGUAAAAGCAGAUGCAGUCUGACUGACAGAUCAACAUUCAUUUGGUAUAAAAACACACAGUCAUUAAGUGAGAGAACAGACAGAAACAAUCAACUCAUCCUGCAGUCAGUAAGAAGAGAGGAUGCAGGCAACUAUAGCUGUGCUGUACAGGGACACAAUCUCACAUCACCUCAUCAAUAUCUCAAUGUCAUCUAUGCUCCGGAUAAACCUGUAAUCUCCAUCAAACCUUCUGGUGAAAUAAUGGAGGGUGAUUCAGUGACUCUGACCUGCAGCAGUAAAUCAAAUCCACCUGUUCAGAUCUACAGCUGGUUUAAGGAGAAUAAAACUGUUGCAUCUGGCCAAACCUACAUCAUCUCAAAGAUCAGAUCAGAUCACAGUGGAGAAUACAAGUGCAAGUCAAUCAAUAAACUUGGAAAAAGAUAUUCAGCAGUGACCUUAAAUGUUUUAUAUCCUCCAAAGAAGGUGACAGCAUCCAUCAGUGGAUCUGGUGAAAUAAAGGAGGGUGAUUCAGUGAAUCUGACCUGCAGCAGUGAAUCAAAUCCACCUGUUCAGAUCUACAAUUGGUUUAAGAAGAAUGAAACAUCAUCUGUUCGAUCUGGACAGACGUACAGCAUCACUAACAUUAACUCCAGUCACAGUGGAUGGUUUUACUGUGAGGCUCAGAAUGAAGUCGGAUCUCAGAGAUCUACUGCUGUAUCAGUCAAUGUUAAAGGAAAUAUGAUGAUAUUUCACUCUGUCAUUGGAGUGUUGAUUUUGGGGGCUGUAGUUUUUAUCGUGGUGUUGAUAAUUUGGAAGAUCCGGAGAAUGAAAAAAAGAAAUAGCUCUCAGACGGUUCAUCAUAGUCCUUCUCACGACAGCCAUAAAACAUGUGAUGACCUGUAUGAGAAUUUAAGGAUUGAUGACGGCAGCUGUGAUGAAUCCAAGCUGAGUUCUCCUGUCUAUGAGAAUAUUAAAAUAGAUACUGUAGAGGUCAGUGAAACACAUCAAAACAUAUAAAAGCUUUGAGUGGUUGGAGGUCUCUAUGAUUGACAAGAGAGUUGACGAAGAGACGGAUUUGACAAAGAUUUGAGAAAAAUGUGCUAAUGGGUAAAUGUAUAAACUCAUAAAGCUAAUUAUCUUUGUUUUUCCUUUGGGCUUUUCUUAUAUUUUGUCAGUUUUUGUGAGUACCAAUGAAUCUUCUACUGUAGCUUGUAUGUGUCAGUUCACCCAAUUAUUUACUUGUUUUAUUUCAUCUGGAUGGUUUGAUUUUUUUAAGUUUUUUUUAAAGCUUAAGUUUGUUUUUAUAUAUUUUUUAAAUUGCUGAUGUUGUCCAUGAAUGGCUGAA
Misgurnus anguillicaudatus (oriental weatherfish) is the source of this 1939-nucleotide messenger RNA. The record is from RefSeq and is a predicted model, not a curated record. NCBI's taxonomy places the organism in Eukaryota, Metazoa, Chordata, Actinopteri, Cypriniformes, Cobitidae.